UCACCGCUUGAAACAGAAUCAGGGGCAGGUCGGCAGAAAGCAAACAAUAAUCAUUUCAAUUGAAAAGUACAGCUUGCGUAACGCAACGUGGAGGGAACGUGUAGCUCAAAUACCGCGGAGACAGGGUUUUUUUUUUUGGUCUGUGAGUGUAAUGGAUGUUUUUGGUGUGUUUCUAUUUGGAAGGGGCCGCUGGUAGACUAAUAGCUAGCCUAAGUGGCAAGAAUAUGUGCUCUGGUUCUUGGCCUAGUGCUGCUGCUGCUGCUGCUGGGAUUUGUUGAUCCACUUUCACAAUUUUGGAAAAAAGGCCAUUUCGAGCGCAGAAACGAAGAGUUUUUAGUAAUCAUUCUUAUUAGCGACAUGUGAAUGGUUUCUACUUCCUCAGAAAGAUGACAGUCACAGAGAGAGUUCGACUCGCCUUCAGUGGUCACCAUAGUGUGUCAUAUAUGUGCGCCUAACAUCAUUGCUGCGUUACCGUGCCAGGCUCGCGAAAAGCAGUUUACCAGUUGGCGGUUGGAGCCAUAACAGCAUAACGGUCUCAGGUGUCACAGUGGCAUGCAUCAGAUGCUUAGGUCUACAGCUGUCCAAGAGAGCUGUAGAGUCCGUCUCAUCACAUGGAAAACUCCACUCUUCAGAGACAAGGCACCUGGCCGCAACUCCUGCCUUCUGGUCUGAUUCCACUUACAAACACAUAACCCCUGACUGCUUCCAACCUUACAGUCCCUUGAAAAAGCUUCAGUACCUGACCUUUGUGGGAAGUUACCUGGACAGGUAUUCCACGGGCAGGGAUCCUGAAAUGCUGUGAAAAUGUUUUCCGUGUGACUGUGGGGGGCAUCUGGUUGCCAGUUUAAACAAAUUGACGCACGUCUCUCACAAAAUCCCAAACAAUGGACACAGCUUUGUCUGAUACUAGAGUUGACAAUAACAACUGCAUGUCCCCUCCAAGUCCUGACUUCAGUCUUGAUUCAUCCAGUCCAUUUGCCAAUGGCCUACACUUCGAGUCAAUUUUGUUUGAGGAUGAGGAUGAACAUGAGGGUUUGGAUACAGAGACAAAGUCUGCGAUGGAAAACUGCCGUAGCCCUAAAAAUGACACCACUAUGAAGAGAAAUCAAAAGAUAAACGACCCAAAGACAAGAUCUCAUCCACCAGUGCAAUACCUUGAAGGUGAAAUUAUAUGGGCCAAGUUCAACCGUAGACCAUGGUGGCCAUGUCGAGUGACUGUUGAUCCAGUAUUGGGUACCUAUCACAAAAUAAAAGAGCUAUGUGAUAGACUCUGCCGUCAGUAUUACAUCAAGACAUUUGGGGAACCUGAGGAGCUGGCCUGGGUCUCUGAGAAAGCCACCCAUAUAUUUGUGGGUGGAUAUCAGUUUCACAACCUCCCUGGUCCAAAGAGAGGGGGAAAACAAGAUGAAAACUGCAGAUACUCUGUCCCCAAGAGGUUUCUGAGCUCUUGGACUGCUGGUGUGUCUGAGGCAGAGGCACUUUUCCUGGAGAAACCCAGGAUCUCCAUCCCAACUUCUGAAUUCACAGAAAAGACCUCAGUUGAUGGAACCACACAAGACCAAGAAGACAAGUUCACCCGUUUGCCCAUGGGGACUUCUGAAAGUGGUCAUCUAGCCAAUGGCAAUAUUGCACAUAAAGACCAGAACACUUUGAUUAAGUCUAAAUGCAAGAAGAAGAAAAGAAAGACGUCAGCAGCACUAUUUACAAAACUUGAUGAGUUGGUUUGUGAAACAGCUAAGGUGGAAGAAGCUGUGGAGAGUCCUUAUUCCGACAUUGAUUCAGUGCCACAGAUCCACAGAUGUCCUAAAGGCAGUGAACCACCCUCAAAAAAUUCCAUUACUGAUCAGCCUUCAAGACAAAACAUGAACCCAAACAACAAGGAGUCAAAGAAAAGCCCUGAGGGCCAGGGUGGUCUCUGGUUCAGCAAAGCAGGAAAAAGCCCAGCCAGUGGAGUAUUCAGUCGUGCAGGAAUUAAAUCUGUUAAUUGCUCCUUUGGUAAGGUAUCUUGCAAGAUUAAGAUCCCAGAUGCGGCGAGUGUGAAGUCUAGAGAGAGUCAAACCACAGGACUUGAACACUUGUCUGUAGAAGCCAAGAAAGCUCUUGACAGGAGAGUUGCAUGUCUUCCAGCCAGCAGUCGUCUCAUGACCAGAGCACUGAGAGCAUUGGAGGAGGCAGAGCUCCGGAAGAAGCUACCACCUAACAAAAGUCAGGAGCAAACAGUAGCAAAUGGUGACUCAGAGAAUGAUAUAUCUGUUACCAUAUGUGCAUCUGCUGAAAAGAAAAAGGUGACACAAACAGAUGUAAGUCCUGGAUUUAACGGUGACAUGAUAAAGAAUGAAAAUGUAAAGAUAGCUACAGAUCUCCCCUCUUUGAAAGGUGACGUUGCAAUCAAAUCUGAGGAUGAAGCUUGUCUGAUAUCUCCUGAUCCUAUCGAUUGUAAUCUAUCAAAAUUCAAACAAGAGAAUAAUGGGUCUGAUGUAUCAACUAGUUCCACUCCAUCUCCUUUGCUUUUUAAUUUGCAGGAUCUUGAAGAUAUGAAAGAAAUAACCUUCAAGUCACUGGAAUGUGAAAAUAAUUGCAAGCCAAUUACAUUUCAGCCAGAUGCAAACUAUAAAUUUAGCACAUACCUGAUGCUGUUAAAGGAUAUGCAUGAUAGCCGAGAAAAAGAUGGCAGAACUUUGGUAGUGGAACCUUUACCUACAAAUGUGCUCAUUAAGGAGGAGCCAUCCCUUAUUCCAAAAGAUGAUAUAAAGAAUGAUUUUGGUAAUGUUAAACAUGAUAAAAUCAAGUGCUCCUCACGAAGUCCCCAAAAGUAUGAACAGGACAAAAUGUCUAGCUUUAAAUCCAAACACAGUAAAACAAACACAACAGUUGAGCCAAACCUGGAUGUUAAGACACUCCAAGAUGGAGGUGCCACUGACUGUGUGAUUCACCAAUGUCAGACAAUGUCAAACAUAUCAAAAUGCGUUAGAAGACCUAACAAAAAAAGUCAAGCUGUGCUGAACAAGAAGAAGCGUAGUAAAGUUGAUGUGUGUCCUGAGCUCUCAAAACAUGCAUGUAGCAGGAAUUCGGAGGGCACACAGACCCCAGCAUGCAAUUUACCCAAUGAGAACCUUGAGAACACUUUUUUUGGCAGUGUACCUAAAAAGCGCUGGCUAAGGUUUGACCAGGACAACAAAAAAGUGCUGCAAGUAGAAGUCAGAAGUGACCAGAAGCAGGAACAGAUGUUGCCUACAGAACAGAAUAGUUCUCUAAUGCCUGGUGCAAAAGAGUCAAGUACAUCGCCAAAGAAAGAAGUGGAUACAAACCCAGACCCUGUUACUCUGGGCAGCCAGGAAAUGACUAGUUUUCCCACAGAAAGUAAACGUAUCAGAAAGCCUAGCAAAAGACUCAUAGAAUGGACAGAGGAAUAUGAUCAGAUAUUUGCCACUAAGAAGAAAAUCAAAAAGAAAGCUGAAACCUUGCGAAAGGUUAGUAAAACCAAUUCUGGAGAUGUCAAUGAGAAAUUGCCAGAGACACAGGAGCUUCAAGGAACAAUACAAAGUGUUCUAAGCUUACUGCCUGAAAUUCAGACUCCUCCCCCUGAAGAAAGGUCUAAGACUCCUCCCCCUGAAGAGAGGGCUAAGACUCCUCCCCCUGAAGAGAGGUCUAAGACUCCUCCCACCACAGAGAAUAAUCCAUGUCAAGAGGGGCAGUUGAUGACUGUAGACACAUUAACUCCACCUCCAGAAGCAGUCCCUUCCCCAUGUGCUGAAAAUUGUUCUAAAGAACAGCUUCCAGGUCAGACUAGUUCAACAACUGGUGAUGGCAUCUCUCUAAGCGCAAAGAGGCAAAGAAAGCCUACCAAGAAAAUUCUAGAGAGUUCACUUGAUGUUGAACCAAUUCUAACACCAAAAAAGAAGGUGAAGUCUCAAAGAAACAGUAGUCCAGGACAUGCUGCUAAUCCAGGGUUUGGGCAGUCAAAAAGUAAGAGCAAGCAGCCUGCUCUGCUCACGUCUGAAGCGAGUAGCCUGCUGCCAGAGAACUUGGAGAGGGAUGAAGACACGACCUCCACAAGCCCUGAGACACUCAAGCCAGAGCCAGUUGAGGACGGCAAAGUCAUUCCAGAACCUGAGACACGUGUCCCCAAGCAAGAAUGUUAUGACCCGUCUCUUAAUUCGGAGAGGAAAGAUGAGGGUGAUGAAGGAUUCUCACCCAGUAAGAGAGUUUCAGUGGAGAAGGGAGGUGGGAACUUACUAAGGGAUAAUGUGUGUCAGGUGUGUGAGAAGCAAGGUGAGCUGCUUGUGUGCGAGGGCCAGUGCUAUGGAGCCUUCCAUGUGCAGUGUGCCGGCCUGACUGAGCCUCCGACCGGGAAGUUCACCUGCCAGCAGUGCACCUCUGGCGUGCACGAAUGCUUUGUGUGCAAGAAACCUGGGAAGGAGGUGAAGAGGUGUGUGGUGCCCACAUGUGGGAAGUUCUACCACAGCGAGUGCAUUGCCUGCCAUGCACCCGCUGUGCCAUUGAUUCGGGGCUUCCGCUGCUCCCUGCACGCCUGCCUUGCCUGCUUCAUCAGUAACCCGGAUAACGCUGCCAACCCGGCCAUCUCGAAAGGCCGCCUGGUCCGCUGCAUCCGAUGUCCGGUGUCAUACCACGCUACUGAUUUCUGCAUACCUGCUGGCAGCUUGGUCCUGGCAAGCAACACCAUCCUGUGUCCCAACCACUUCACCCCACGCAGGGGCUGCCGCAAUCACGAGCACGUCAACGUCAGCUGGUGCUUCGUUUGCUCGGAAGGUGGUAGUCUGCUGUGUUGCGAGUCCUGUCCUGCAGCCUUUCACCGUGAGUGUCUGAACAUUGAGAUGCCGGAGGGUAGCUGGUACUGCAACGACUGCCGGGCAGGCAAGAAACCGCACUACAAGGAGGUGGUGUGGGUCAAAGUUGGUCGAUACAGAUGGUGGCCUGCAGAAGUCAGUCAUCCUGAGAACAUUCCAGAAAAUAUCCAGCGAAUGAGACACGACGUUGGAGAGUUCCCCGUGCUUUUCUUUGGCUCUAAUGACUACCUGUGGACCUAUCAGGCUCGUGUCUUUCCGUACAUGGAAGGAGACGCCAACAGUAAAGAAAAAAUGGGACGAGGGGUUGACUCCAUUUACAAGAAAGCACUGGAAGAAGCUGCCAAAAGGUUCCGGGAACUGCAGGCUGAGAAGGAGCUUCGACAACUGCAGGAGGACAGACGCAAUGACAAGAAGCCUCCACCUUACAAACACAUCAAGGUGAACCGACCAAUUGGCAAAGUGCAGAUCAUCACCGCUGACCUGUCCGAGAUCCCGCGCUGCAACUGCAAGGCGGAGGAUGAGAAUCCGUGCGGCAUAGACUCGGAGUGCAUCAACCGCAUGCUGCUGUAUGAGUGCCACCCGCAGGUGUGCCCUGCGGGUGAGCGCUGCCAGAACCAGUGCUUCACCAAGCGCCAGUACUCGCAGGUGGAGAUCUUCCGGACGCUGGCGCGGGGCUGGGGCAUGCGCUGCUGCCACGACAUCAAGAAGGGGGAAUUUGUAAGCGAGUAUGUCGGGGAGGUGAUCGACGAGGAGGAAUGCCGAGCUCGGAUUAAGCACGCACAGGAGAAUGACAUCGGGAAUUUCUACAUGCUUACGCUGGACAAGGACCGGAUUAUUGAUGCAGGGCCAAAGGGAAACCAGGCCCGAUUCAUGAACCACAGCUGCCAGCCCAACUGUGAGACGCAGAAAUGGACAGUAAACGGGGACACUCGGGUUGGGCUUUUUGCACUGGUCGACAUUCCCGCUGGCACCGAGUUAACUUUCAACUAUAACCUUGAAUGUCUGGGCAAUGGGAAGACUGUGUGUAAAUGUGGUUCACCCAACUGCAGUGGCUUCCUAGGAGUGAGGCCCAAGAACAACCUGGACGAUAAGGGCCGUAAACUGAAGAAGAAGGUUCAGGUGAAGCGCAAGCCGGCGCAGGAGCUGACCAAGGAGCGGGAGGACGAGUGCUUCAGCUGCGGCGACGGGGGCCAGAUGGUCUCAUGCAAGAGGCCCGGCUGUCCGAAGGUGUACCACGCAGACUGCCUCAACCUCACCAAGAGGCCUGCAGGGCGCUGGGAGUGCCCCUGGCACCAGUGCGAUCUGUGCGGUCAGGAGGCGGCCUCUUUCUGUGAGAUGUGUCCGAGCUCGUACUGUGCGGAGCACCGUGACGGCAUGCUCUUCAUCUCCAAGCUGGACGGCCGCCUAUCGUGCAGCGAGCACGACCCGUGUGGCCCCGAGCCACUGGAGCCCGGCGAGAUCCGUGAGUACACGUCAGAGCAUGCCACCUCCUACCCUGUCAAGGCCUUGCCCCUGUUCAAGGCAACCCGUGGCAACCCGCCCCCUGAGAAUGGCCAUCCCACCUUCGAACCUUCCGCCCCUGCACCCAACUCCGCCCCACUGCUGAGUCCCGGUCCCUCCGAACCGCCGCUUAGCGCUAACAUUACUUUUAACAGCAGUUACUCACCUACAUCCUCCUAUGGGGAGGACAAAGAAGACGAAAAGGGCUUGGUGGAGCAGGUGGGGCAGGAGCAGCACAGGGUGGAGGGCGAGGGGAUCAGAGAGGAAACUGGAGGCCAGCGAGUGGUCAAACUAGAAACACAGGAUCAAAGAGAAGAAAGCACUAUGGAAGGUACACUCACUGUGUGAAUCUGUCAGCUCUUAUCACUCUAUUGUUUUACAAAAGGGUUUAGGUAAACAAACCACUAAAUGAUGACAGUAUACCUAUAGUGUGUUUACUUCACUUGAGUAGGAGCUAGUGACUUUGGAUAACAGUGGAGUGCGUUUGAAGCUGCUUGAUGGAAUUAAAGGAUAACGGGUCCUGUUAGCUGAUUCAAUCAGUUUGUUUGUCUAGACCCCAUUUACAUCUACUUCUCCCUUUUUAUUGAAGGGAACACAGACUUCAUAGUUUUAAUGUAUUCAAGUUUACCAUAGAAAUUUAACAGAGCAAUGAAAGAAAAGCUGAAACUUUGGGUAGCAAAUGAUCCUGAAAAAAUAUUUUUUUAGAGGAAAUCACAAAGAGAUUGAAAGGUUCAAAAUAUCUCCAUCACAAAAAGAGACCUUUAGUUUUUAUUUAUUUAUUGUCCUGCAAAAAACAAACAAACAAAAAACCAUUACCUACUAUGUUUAAGUGCUGUAUGUGGACAAUCUUCAGUCUUGCUGAGGGGUGGUGUUGCGUUCAUCAACUUGCGUGUAACUGCAAGCUACAGAAAUCAAGACAUUUAAAAGACUGUAUCACUGUCUUCAGUGCGUGAACAUGGGUGAUUUGCAUUCAAAAAUGCACGAGUCCCAUUUCAUUUAGGCCUAAAGGCCCAUGGUGGGCAAAUUAACCAAAGCACUUGACAAGUGUGUGUCCACUUGAUCUAUUUCUAAUAGGGAUUAAUUAUGCCAUAAGUUGAUUUAGGCUUAUGCCUGAAUUAGAAAUUGGAGUUGAUUGAUGCACUAUGAUGAAAGCAGCGCACCCAGUGCUUGAGUGAUCAGGUUCAUGCUCUAGUGUCACACUCCACUUAUCUUGCCUUACCCAAGCCACUCACUAGACCAGUUCAUCUGUGUUUUAAAGACCUCUGGACUGUUGCUUUCAUGUUUAGGGUUCUGGUAUAUUUUAAAAUACAAAUGCAUAGGCUCUUAAACAUGAUGAGCUCAUACAUUUUAAGAUCAUUGUUAAAUGCAACGAGGAAUGCCUGCGAUGUGUGAGGUUGGUGAUUUCUCUUAUAGCUGAAUUGGGAAAUGAAUUUGAAUUGUGUUGACAUUGGUAUGACUUGCAGACUAAGAACCUUAAACAAGAGUUCCUUAAUUAUAUCAAGCAACACACAAAUAUAAGCCCAGCAGCAGCACACUAGCCCUUUCUGUCAUUUAAAAGCAUAGAGGUAGGCACUACUGGACUAAAUUAGUGAGUCAUCACUGCACGUUAUAUCUGUAGCCACCAGCCUUUUGUGCUUUAUACCCAUGUCCAAAUGUGCACAAAAAAACCCAGUGUACAAAAUAAAAGGCAAAGAUGUUCAGCUCUUGAUUUUAGCACCAUCUGCUGGUAAGACAUAAAAGAAAAACACUGCACAGUGCCACUUUGCCACCCAAAAUGUGUGAAAUGGUUAAUUAUGUCUUGAAUUUUCCUAUACAUCUAUUUGUGUUGGAUUAUGUUUCAUAUGAUGUGUCUGUAGUUUCAUAAACAGGCUGCCAUUGAUCAUUGAGUAGGAAUAUAUGACUGACUUAUUGUGUAUAUUUGUACAUUAAAGCUCUAUAUGCAAGUGAUGUUUCAAGCCAGUUCUGCAGCUAGCUAGAUGUUUGAUGUGCUGCAAGAAUUUUUACCAUAGCAGUUCAUAAUGCUUCAUUAGAUGUUUUUACUCUUAACUGUAACAGAACGUUAAAGGUUUAAAACACUAAUGGCGCAAAGAAACAGUGAAGAUCAUCACUAAGGAAUGGCAGUAGAUCUGUGUAUUUGGUUUGACAGAUAGUUUUGGACUAAUUGCAUGUUAUCUCACACUCUUGUCACAUCCUCUCAUCCAACAGCGUGGCUUCCCGGAAGCGACAGCGCAAAACGUUAUAAUUAAAUGUUAAGGAGAGUUUCACUUUCUUUGAAUGGGUGUGAGAUUAAGACAAAAUUACUUCUUGCAAAGUCCUGGCUUGCAUAUCAAACUUGAACACCAUUUAAUUUUUACCUGUAUUUAUAUGUAAAACAACACAGCUUGUUUUUGUAACACUUCUCUGAGACUGCCGUUGUGCUGCUUUGGUCUGCUUCAUGCUGGUGCAUCUGCUGAAAGAAAAAUACACAUCUGCUGCCUUGUGAGAAAUUUUAAUUGUGCUGUAGAGCUUUGUACAUAAUAAACAAGGGUACAUAACGUUUCCCAUUCCUGUUCACACUCUUUUCUUCCACUAUCCUAGAAAAAACCUUUACCAUUCAUCAGCUAACAGCAUAUUUGACCACAAAUGCAUAUUAUUAUCUUCAGAAAGUGUGUUAGGCAGGCUCAACUGAAGGGGCAUUCUAAAAAUGUAAGUGAUUCUUAUAACAAGUCCCCCAGCACAUAAACAAAUGUGGACUUUAAAAGUUAAAAAUAUCCAGAGCACUUUUAAUUAUGUCUUCUUACAGAUGUAAAUUUAAAUGAGAAUCAUGACAAACUUUAAUAAGCCAAGUGUAUUCAAACUUCGCACAUGUUCCUCAUUAGUCCUUGAUUAAGGACUUGAUUAGUCUCAACCCUAUAAUUCGACAUUCUGUACACCUUGGAGCAUGG
Electrophorus electricus (electric eel) is the source of this 9232-nucleotide messenger RNA. The record is from RefSeq and is a predicted model, not a curated record. NCBI's taxonomy places the organism in Eukaryota, Metazoa, Chordata, Actinopteri, Gymnotiformes, Gymnotidae.